AUGAAAAGUUUUAGUGCCCGGCCAGCGCCGCGGGCAGCGCAGCACCAGAUGUCGGCGACCCCCUCGAACAACGUGCACCUGCUGCCCCAGACCAACCAGCUGCUGGGGCUGUACACGAUCAUCCGCGACCGGCGCACGAAGCGGCCGGACUUCAUCUUCUACGCGGAUCGGAUCAUCCGGCUGCUGGUCGAGGAGGGCCUGAACCAGCUGCCCGUGAUGCCGGCGACGGUGGAGACGCACACGGCGCAGAAGUACGACGGCGUGUCGUUUCUGGGCAAGAUAUGCGGCGUGUCGAUCAUCCGGGCGGGCGAGUCGAUGGAGCAGGGUCUGCGCGACUGCUGCCGUUCUGUGCGGAUCGGCAAAAUCCUGAUCCAGCGGGACGAGGAGACGGCGCUACCGAAGCUGUUCUACGAGAAGCUGCCGGAGGACAUCGCGGACCGGUACGUGUUUCUGCUGGACCCGAUGCUGGCGACCGGCGGGAGCGCGAUCAUGGCGACGGAGGUGCUGAUCAAGCGGGGCGUGCGGCCGGAGCGCAUUUCGUUCCUCAAUCUUAUCUGCUGCCAGGAGGGCAUCGACGCUUAUCGCGCGCGCUUCCCGGACAUCAAGAUAAUCACGGGCGCGAUCGAUAAGGGCCUGGACGAGCAGAAGUACCUCGUGCCCGGGCUGGGCGACUUCGGGGACCGGUACUACUGCAUAUGA
Molecule: messenger RNA, 699 nt
Organism: Eremothecium gossypii ATCC 10895
Lineage: Eukaryota; Fungi; Ascomycota; Saccharomycetes; Saccharomycetales; Saccharomycetaceae
Gene: FUR1
Product: uracil phosphoribosyltransferase
Exons: 1
Coding region: 1-699 (232 amino acids)
Source: RefSeq, marked provisional